Perkinsus marinus ATCC 50983 is the source of this 700-nucleotide messenger RNA. RefSeq names its product Trafficking protein particle complex protein, putative. Gene Ontology annotation, biological process: endoplasmic reticulum to Golgi vesicle-mediated transport. The annotation marks the transcript as partial. Lineage: Eukaryota; Perkinsozoa; Perkinsida; Perkinsidae. The transcript has 7 exons. The record is from RefSeq and is a predicted model, not a curated record. Gene Ontology annotation, cellular component: cytoplasm; TRAPP complex; nucleus.
GUACUCGGCUGAUCUGAGUUCGUCUGCGGGUCGUCGCGACGAUUCACCACAUUUGGAUGAGUUUGUGAUGCACUCCUCCCUGGACGUAAUUGACGAAGCGAUAUGGAACACGAGUGACACCUUUUUCCCAAUGAUCGACCGCUUCAAUGACUUCCUCAUAUCGGCGUUCGUCGGUCCCUCGAAUGUACGCUUUCUACUCCUACAUCGGCAUACAUCUAUACGUUCCCCACAACAAUUAGAACAGGACACGCAAAGCAUCCGAACGUUUUUUCAAGAGGUUCAUCUACUCUUCGUAAAGGUCCAAAUGAAUCCCCUGUAUGGAUUGAAGUGGACCGGCGGCCGACAAGUGCGGUGUAAGCACUUCGAUUCUGCUGUAAAAGAGCUAGGGAAGCGACUACUGCUAUUCCGUAUGAACCAAAAGAAGAGGAAGAAGAUAGUUGGAGGCCGCCAACAUCCCGAAGGUCAGACCAAUGACCAUAGCAAAGCUCGAACAGUCCAGAAGAUAACUUGUAAGCCGAGCAACGGUAUAUCAACCGAGGGAGAACAACAAAUAGUGACCAGACCCCCGACACAAGCUAUAACAAAGGGGAGAGAUAUGAUAGCGAGGGCGAGGAUAAACCGAAGGUGCUUGACUUCUUCUCCCAAGGCCUGUCCUCUCAGUAAUGCCGUGAAAGUGAAUCUCAUGUACAACACGUAUUGA